UAGAAAUAUCUGUAUAACAUGUUUUGUUGUGUUUAAUCCCAAAGUGUGACAUUUAACACGGUUUAAAACAAAUUAAACAGUGAUACAAUAUUUUGUAUAAGUUGGUAGAUAGCUAAAAUCUCUAUAAUUUUGUACGUUUGCAAUAUAACCUACAAAUCAUAUGUACAAGUUUUAUUUCACUUAUUUAAUAUAAAAAAUGCGAUACGCACAGUUAGUUGUUGGUCCCGCUGGUAGUGGAAAGUCCACAUACUGCUCAACGAUAGUGAAGCAUGCUUCGGACUCGAAGCGGAUAGUGGAGGUGGUGAACCUGGACCCGGCGGCGGAGCACUUCGACUACGAGCCGCUCGUGGACAUCCGGGAGCUCAUACACCUGGACGAUGCCAUGGAGGACGAGGAGUUGCAGUUCGGGCCUAAUGGCGGGCUCGUUUUCUGUGUAGAAACUCUUCUAGAAAACUGUGAUUGGCUUGAAGAGCAGCUUGGAGACGUAGACGACGACUACAUCCUUUUCGACUGCCCCGGCCAGAUAGAGCUGUACACACACCUGACGGUGAUGAGGCGGCUGGUGGACCAGCUGCAGCGGUGGAACUUCAGGAUCUGUGUCGUGUUCAUGGUGGACUCACAAUUUAUGGUAGAUGGAGCCAAGUUCCUAUCAGGUACAAUGGCGGCCCUCAGCGUGAUGGUGAACCUGGAGUUGCCACACGUCAACAUCCUCUCAAAGAUGGACCUACUCAGCAAAUCGGCCAGGAGUCAACUUGACAGCUACCUAGACCCAGACCCGCACAUCCUUCUAGCUGACAUGCGCCACUCAAAAUCCAAAUGGCACUCAAAAUACGCCAAGCUGACAGAGGCGAUCGGCGAAGUCAUAGAGAAUUUCAGCCUCGUCCGGUUUUACCCGUUGGAUAUAAAGAAAGAGGAGAGCAUAGACGACAUCUUGCUGACCAUAGAUAAUAUUAUACAGUAUGGAGAGGAUGCCGAUGUGAAGAUUAGAGAUUUUGAUGAACCAGAUCCAGAUGAUGAUGAAUGAAUUAGUAGUAGGGUUUGUUUAUAAUAAAAUGUGAUAUG
Molecule: messenger RNA, 1062 nt
Organism: Cydia fagiglandana
Lineage: Eukaryota; Metazoa; Arthropoda; Insecta; Lepidoptera; Tortricidae
Product: GPN-loop GTPase 3
Exons: 5
Coding region: 197-1024 (275 amino acids)
Molecular function (GO): GTPase activity
Source: RefSeq, a predicted model, not a curated record